UACCUUAGCACCUUGAGCGUCGUUCACCGCGAUGUGGCUGCGCGGAAUGUUUUGGUGACGGCCUUGUCACCGUUCACGUGCAAACUGGCGGACUUUGGCCUGUCGCGCGUGCUACCAGCAUCAGACUAUUACAAGAGCGGCGGCGAGGAAGCCCUUCCGCUUCGAUGGAUGGCACCAGAGUGCGUUGUGGAGCGACGCUUCUCGGAAAAGUCUGAUGUUUGGUCCUUUGGCGUCUUUGUCUGGGAGCUGGCCACUCGUGGACAGGUGCCUUGGGGCGACGUUGACUUGGGGCCGCUGACGCGUAUGCUUAAAAGCGGUCGACGGUUGGAGCUACCAUCACACUGCCCAGCCCUGUUCGCACGAAUCGCUGCUCGUUGCCAAGUAUUAUCCCCAUCUGAGCGUCCAACAUUCGCUGAGCUCGCGUCUUUGUGCAGCGAACCCCAAACGACCACUUGGGCCUUUUCUCGCGAAGCGAAUCCCAUUCAAGAUGAAACCGCCUUGUGAUCCGGCAGCACCCAACCUGCGGUGCUCCUUCAUGGACAAGCCAUGAAGAGCCCUUCUUAUGCCAUUAUGUUAUCGAAUCAAACGGGCAAAAGCUCUCUUUCGAGUCUUUUAAAAAAAAAUAAACAAUGACCCCUCAAUACAGCCCGAUACCCCCGAUAUCCCCCGUUCUUCCAAUACCCGAUCCAUACCCCCUGACCUAAUAAUUGACCUCGGGAAUGC
Monosiga brevicollis MX1 is the source of this 723-nucleotide messenger RNA. RefSeq lists its product as uncharacterized. Gene Ontology annotation, biological process: multicellular organism development; cell surface receptor protein tyrosine kinase signaling pathway; positive regulation of kinase activity. Gene Ontology annotation, cellular component: signaling receptor complex. Gene Ontology annotation, molecular function: ATP binding; transmembrane receptor protein tyrosine kinase activity. Lineage: Eukaryota; Choanoflagellata; Craspedida; Salpingoecidae. The transcript is spliced from 7 exons. The record is from RefSeq and is a predicted model, not a curated record. Bases 169 to 504 code for a protein of 111 amino acids.